Molecule: messenger RNA, 2457 nt
Organism: Salvelinus sp. IW2-2015
Lineage: Eukaryota; Metazoa; Chordata; Actinopteri; Salmoniformes; Salmonidae
Product: leucine-rich repeat and immunoglobulin-like domain-containing nogo receptor-interacting protein 3
Cellular component (GO): extracellular matrix
Molecular function (GO): protein binding
Source: RefSeq, a predicted model, not a curated record
CCAUCACCAGAUCAGGCUGUCACAGUGGCAGAGACACAAAGCCCUGUGCCCAAUGGGAACCAGAAGCUGACUCUGGAACACAAAGACGAGAGAGAGAGGGGGAAAGAGACUUCAGUUGCCUUUUCAUCUGCAGAGGGAAGAGGUUGAUGCACUAUAGAUAGCGGGAGCGAGGGGGAGCGAGAGGGGGAGCGAAGCAAUUGCAGUCAGGCUCAGUUGCUGCUGUUACAAGCUGGAGGCUCAGUGAGUAUUACCAUAGGAAGCUGGUGGAGCAACAUCACAGUCCAACACACACACACUCUCUGGACAGACGGACCGCAGAACCAGAGACGCACAGGCAACACACACACGCCGAGUGAGGACCAGGCUUGUGAACGUGGAUGGACCACCGGUCAAGAUCUGGGUGUCUGGUGCAGUGAUCCAGCCCCAGCGGUGCAAAGGUAGAGAGGGGGCAUGGCAGCCGUUCCAGGCCUGGGGUGGCCUGGCCUGCUACUGUUGCUGCUGACUACUGUGGCCUCCACUCAGAGCCAAGGCUGUCCCCAGCGCUGUGAGUGCAUGGCCAAGCUCAAGUCUGUGGCAUGCCAGGGCAAGCGCCUGUCUGCCUUCCCAGACGGCAUCUCCUCGGACACACGUCUGCUGGACCUGAGUGGGAACAGGCUUCGCUGGGUGGAGCAUGGCGACCUCCUCUCCUUCCCUCGGCUGGAGGAGCUGGACCUGAGUGAGAACAUCAUCACCGUCCUGGAGCCCAACGCUUUCUCCAGCCUGCAGAGCCUGAGGGUGCUGUCGCUGAGGGGGAAUCAGCUCAAACUGGUCCCCAUGGGCGCCUUCUCACGCCUCACCAACCUCACCACACUGGACCUGAGCGGGAACAAGAUUGUCAUCCUGUUGGACUUCACCUUCCAGGACCUGAAAAGCCUGAGGAACCUGGAGGUUGGUGACAACGACCUGGUCUACAUCUCCAACAAGGCCUUCCUGGGCCUGGUGGGUCUGAGGGAGCUCACCAUUGAGAGGUGCAACCUGACCUCCAUCUCCAGCCAGUCUCUGUCCUACCUCCGCAGCCUGGUCACUCUGCGCCUGCGCUACCUCAGCAUCUCCUCCCUGGAGGACCGGAACUUCCGUAAACUGGGGGGGCUGCGGGGGCUGGAGAUCGACCACUGGCCUUUCCUGGAGCACAUCUCCCCCCACAGCCUCCAGGGCCUUAACCUGUCCUGGCUGUCGAUCACAAACACCAACAUCACCUCCGUGCCCACGGCUGCCCUGCGCAGCCUGCCCCACCUCAUCAGCCUCAAUCUCUCAUACAACCCCAUCUCCGUGCUGGAGUCCUGGGCCCUGAGGGACUUGGUCCGUCUGAAGGAGCUGCACCUGGUCAACACCAACCUGAUGACGGUGCAGCCGUACGCCCUCGGCGGCCUUCGGCAGAUCCGCCUGCUCAACCUGUCCACUAACGCCCUGGUAACCCUGGAGGAGGGCGCCUUCCAGUCCGUCAAUACCCUGGAGACGCUGCGUGUGGAUGGGAACCCUCUGUCCUGCGACUGCCGCCUGCUCUGGAUCCUCCAGCGCAGGAAGACCCUCAACUUUGAAGGGAAGUCCCCAGUGUGUGCGGGCCCCAUGGAGGUGCAGGGAAGGGCCCUCAGCGCAUUCUCAGACUCUGCCCUCUUCGACCACUUUACCUGCCAGAAGCCCAAGAUACGCAACAGGAAGCUGCAGCCAGUGACUGCCAGGGAGGGCCAGGUAGUGUCUUUUGUGUGCCGGGCGGAGGGUGAGCCCACACCUAUCAUCUUCUGGGUAUCUCCCCAGCGCCGCCGGAUCACUACCAAGAGUACUGGACGUGUCACCGUCCUACCCGAGGGAACGCUGGAGAUCCGCUACGCCCAGCUGACCGACACCGGCACCUACAUCUGCAUUGCCAGCAACGCCGGGGGCAAUGCCACCUACUUUGCCACGCUGACCGUGAGCGCACUGCCUCUGGACGCUGCACUCAUGGCCAACCGCACAUACUACACAGGUGACCUCAACGAGACCAAUCUGAACGACACCAAGGUCUUCCUCAAGUUCACCUUGGACCUCAAGACAAUCCUGAUAUCCACAGCCAUGGGGUGUUGCUUGUUCCUUGGCGUGGUGGUUUUCUGUUUCCUGAUGCUGUUCGCAUGGAGCCAGGGCCGGGGACAGCACAAGAAUAACUUCUCAGUUGAGUACUCUUUCAGAAAGGUGGACGGCCCUGCAGCCAGCGGCGGACAAGGAGGGGCCCGCAAGUUCAACAUGAAGAUGAUUUGAGUCAGAAAACGGGUCACUCUGUUUACUAGUAGACUCAGAUGGGGACACAAUAAUAACUUUGGGCUUUAUGAUUCGGAUCCCUAUUGGUUCAGAAAUAAACACAUUAGGUGAUCUAAGACAAUGUACUAAAACUUGGUUUUGUAUUUGUAAAUGUCUGUAUCAACAAAAAGUAAAUAGGUAAAUGGA